Brassica oleracea var. oleracea is the source of this 1070-nucleotide messenger RNA. RefSeq lists its product as uncharacterized. The record is from RefSeq and is a predicted model, not a curated record. The transcript has 3 exons. NCBI's taxonomy places the organism in Eukaryota, Viridiplantae, Streptophyta, Magnoliopsida, Brassicales, Brassicaceae. Gene Ontology annotation, molecular function: DNA binding. Gene Ontology annotation, biological process: response to auxin; response to gibberellin; response to ethylene. Bases 46 to 975 code for a protein of 309 amino acids.
GCAACUCGUUAUAAAUCGUACGUAGAGAGAGAUCAUCGGAGAAAGAUGGCGACUACGGCGAAGACGUGUUCACACUGUGGCAACAAUGGUCAUAAUGCACCUACUUGUUGUCUUAACAGCGUUAACAAAGGAAGCGUGAAACUGUUCGGCGUUGACAUAUCAUCUGAUCCUAUUAAGUCGCCUGAGGUAACGACGUUAAGGAAGAGUCUCAGUUUAGGGAAUCUUGAUUCUCUUCUUGAUAACGGUAAUGGUGACCUAAUCGCCGCCGUUGAAGAUACGGGUUAUCAUUCUGAUGGUCAGAUUCAUUCAAAGAAGAGGAGGUCCUCUCAUGAGAAGAAAAAGGGGAAUCCAUGGACGGAAGAAGAACAUCGUAUGUUCUUGGUCGGCUUGAAGAGGAUCGGGAAAGGUGAUUGGAGAGGGAUCUCAAAGAGCUUCGUGACGACAAGAACACCGACACAAGUGGCGAGUCAUGCUCAAAAAUAUUUUCUUAGGUUAAAUGGUAACGACAAGAGAAAAAGACGUGCUAGUCUCUUUGACAUCUCUAUAGAAGAUCAGAAGGAGAAAGAGAAGAAUUUUCCAGAUGCAUCAUCAUCAAAGACUUCAUCUAAACAACUAAUAACCGGAUCUCAAGAACCGGUACAAGUUCAAACUCAAACUGAGAUAUCAAACCGGUUUCAGAAUCUAUCAAUGGGGUACAUACCAAUCUACCAAAACGUACCACCUUACUACAACUUUUCACCUUUUAUGUUCCAUCCAAUGUACUACGCCAACCCUGAAUCGAUUAGGUAUGUUCACCCUUCCGGUAUACCUGUACCAAGGCAUGUACCGAUUAGUAUGCCUCAACCUCAUUUAAAUGAAGUCUCUGAUAUGACAAAGAAAGACGGUUUGGAACUUGCUAUCGGUUUGCCUCCUCCUCCUCCACAAGCUACCGGAUCAACCGACUUGACUGCCCAUGGCACCAUUCAUGUGAAGUGAGGCUAAUAACAAUUUUGAUCCUCCUCCAUGCAUUAUUCAUGUGAAGUGAUAUUACAAUUUUUUUUAUCAGUUUUAUAUGAAUAUAUAUAUCUCUA